Alternaria postmessia is the source of this 1473-nucleotide messenger RNA. RefSeq names its product Mannan polymerase II complex anp1 subunit (gene ANP1). Bases 1 to 1473 code for a protein of 490 amino acids. Gene Ontology annotation, cellular component: mannan polymerase complex. The transcript has 4 exons. Gene Ontology annotation, molecular function: alpha-1,6-mannosyltransferase activity. NCBI's taxonomy places the organism in Eukaryota, Fungi, Ascomycota, Dothideomycetes, Pleosporales, Pleosporaceae. Gene Ontology annotation, biological process: protein N-linked glycosylation; cell wall mannoprotein biosynthetic process. The record is from RefSeq and is a predicted model, not a curated record.
AUGUUGCCUUUACAUUCAUCGUCGAAAGGGAAGAUGCACCGCCAUGCCUUUUCCAACGGGGCGUAUCCCUCGCAAGGAGGGGGUACCUUCUCCAUCCAACCUCACAAAUUCCAGCCGCGAUCACAGCCUGCGCUCAGGCGGCGGAGAACACUGAUACAGCGCUUGCUGCUUGUCGGUUCGCUGUUCUUUACCGCCCUAUUCUUCUUCUUCCCUGACCUGCGACCAAACCUGGGUUCCGGACCCCUCAGCUUGAUCUCCUCGAACGACGAUGCGCAGCUUGAGACCGUGCGAUACUACGAUUUGAACAACGUGCAAGGAACGGCGAGGGGAUGGGAAAGGGAGGAGCGCAUUCUGUUGUGCGCUCCUUUGCGAGACGCGGCUCCGCAUCUGCCCAUGUUCUUUGGCCAUUUGCAGAACCUCACAUACCCCCACAACCUCAUCGAUUUGGCUUUCCUCGUUGGAGAUUCCAAGGAUAACACCAUCUCACUCUUGACGGAGAAGUUGGAGGAGCUACAGGCCAAUCCCGACCCCAAGCAGCAGUUUGGCGAGAUCUCGAUCAUGGAGAAGGAUUUUGGACAAAAGGUUAACCAAGAUGUUGAGAGUCGACACGGUUUCGCCGCACAGGCUGGCCGCCGAAAGUCAAUGGCACAAGCGCGAAACUGGCUGCUAAGCGCUGCUCUGCGGCCAACACACAGCUGGGUAUACUGGAGAGAUGUGGACGUGGAGACUGCUCCGUUCACUAUUCUGGAAGAUCUCAUGCGACACAACAAGGAUGUCAUCGUCCCAAAUGUCUGGCGACCACUUCCGGACUGGCUUGGCGGCGAACAGCCAUACGACCUGAACUCCUGGCAAGAAUCUGAGACUGCCCUCGCCCUCGCCGACACUCUCGACGAGGAUGCAGUCAUUGUAGAAGGUUACGCAGAGUACGCCACUUGGCGCCCGCAUUUGGCCUACCUCCGCGACCCCUACGGUGACCCAGACAUGGAGAUGGAAAUUGAUGGUGUUGGUGGUGUUAGCAUUCUUGCGAAAGCCAAGGUUUUCCGCUCUGGUGUCCACUUCCCUGCAUUCAGUUUUGAGAAGCACGCUGAGACAGAAGGAUUCGGCAAGAUGGCCAAGCGCAUGAAGUUUUCCGUGGUCGGUCUUCCCCACUACACUAUCUGGCAUCUUUACGAACCCAGUGUCGACGACAUCCGACACAUGGAGGAAAUGGAGAAGGAGCGCAAGGCCAAGGAGGCUGAGGAAGAAGCGAAGAAGGCCAAGGAGGCUAAGAUCAAGGACAAUUUUGAUGAAAAGAAGAGCGACUGGGAGAAAGAGAAGGCAGCCGUCCAAGACAUGGUUCAGCAAGCAAAGAACGAGGAAAAGGCGGCCGCUGAGAAGAAGAAGCAACAAGAAGCGGCAGCAAAAGAGGAGCCGCCCAAGGCAGACACCAAGGAGGAGAAGCCAGCUGAUAAGAAGGAGGGCGAUCAAUCAUAG